AUGCGGCGGUCACAUGCACUAAUUUUUGGCGCCGCGUCGGGCUGCUUCCGCGCAGCUGCCCUUUCUCUGUGGCAGCAUCGGCGUGGUGGGGGGGGCGGUCUCUCCAAUAUUAACGGCUUUGCCAAGAUUUUUUCUCAGGCCAAAACCAACUCAAGUGGCAACGGCUCUUCCUCAGACUUUUUAAAUGGUCGCUUUGAGGGCGGGAGCGCCACCAUGGAUCCCUCCAUGCUGCAGAAUAUGCAUCGCACCUUGAACCAAUCCUUGACGCCGGAAGUACAGGAAUCGAUGCGUGCCAUGAUGGAGGGUCUCAAGCGCGGAGACGGGAUUCCACAAAUGGGGAUGAUGGCAUUUGGUGUGGGUGAAAAUGAGAAGGGGAAAAAGGUUGCCCGAGGUGCCAAGUUAACAUUUGACCCAAAUACGGGGAAAGUCUCAAAGGAUUUUCUGGAGAGUCAGCUGGAGGAGGAUGACCCGAUGUUACCCAAAGGGACUGUCGGGGAUUACCACACUGAGGGAGCCAUCGAGGUAGAGUUUGAGGAGGACUCGAGAAGACACGCAUCCACCGUCGCGGAAACAAUAUCUGAAGCCGAUGUGGUUCUGGAGGGGACUUCGGAGUCGUUAACGAGAGGUGGCAAAGACACAACACAAUGA
Messenger RNA from Trypanosoma rangeli, 648 nucleotides. RefSeq lists its product as uncharacterized. Bases 1 to 648 code for a protein of 215 amino acids. The transcript has a single exon. NCBI's taxonomy places the organism in Eukaryota, Euglenozoa, Kinetoplastea, Trypanosomatida, Trypanosomatidae. The record is from RefSeq and is a predicted model, not a curated record.